CGCCCCUCUCUCCUCAUAAACCUCACCGUCGCCACUCCCGCUCCGCCCUCUCAGCUCUGCCAAUCCUCCCCGCCCACCUCAGCGCGUCGACCUGGACUCUCCACCCCCGAUGAGCUAGAAACAAGCUAUACCUCUAACAAUGCUUGCCAUGCACCGGGCUCUGGGCAGCCCUAUGCGUGCUCAAAUACCUUCCCUACGACACAUCACACGACAUACACAAACACCUCUUCUCAAGCCCGCACCCGCAAAGUCGCCCAGUCGCCUGGUCAGGUACACUUAUAAGCUCUCCGCCUCCCUUGGGCUCUUCGUCGUUAUCAGCGGCGGCCUGGUCCUUGCAUUCUUCGCCUACGAUGCAACAACCUACGGUGCGGAGCCGGAGACGAAUGAGCUGAUGGUGUCGGAGUUGGCGCUGAAUCCAAGAAGAGGCGGACCAAAGAACCUACCGAUCGUGGAAUACUUUGUCGACGAUGAGGAGGACGAGAACAUGCGAGGACAGAAGCACAAGCCGAAGCUGGUCAUUCUGGGGACUGGCUGGGGAAGCGUUGCGCUGUUGAAGCAGUUGAUACCUGGAGAGUACCACGUCACUGUCGUAUCGCCCUCGAAUCACUUCCUCUUCACGCCCAUGCUGCCCUCCGCGACAGUUGGCACGCUGGAGCUCCGCAGUCUGGUCGAGCCAAUUCGCAAGAUCGUCAAGCGCGUCAAGGGACACUUCUUGAAGUCCAGCGCCAUUGAUGUUGAGUUCAGCGAGAAGCUUAUUGAGCUUGAGUCGGUGGACCCGGAUGGCAACAAGCAACGAUACUACCUUCCAUACGACAAAUUGGUCAUCGGAGUCGGGUCCAUCACAAACCCACACGGCGUCAAAGGACUCGAGCAUUGCCACUUCCUCAAAGACAUCAGCGACGCUCGCAGGAUACGAAACCAGGUCAUCCACAACCUCGAAACCGCCAGCUUGCCCACCACUCCGGACGAAGAGCGAAAGCGACUUCUUUCAUUCGUGGUAUCUGGUGGCGGUCCCACCGGUGUUGAGUUCGCCGCCGAGCUUUAUGACAUGCUGAACGAGGACUUGUGCAGAUUUUACCCACGACUUCUCCGGAAUGAGAUCUCCGUGCAUGUCAUCCAGUCUCGCGGUCACAUUCUCAACACAUACGACGAAGCCCUGAGCAAGUAUGCGGAAGAGCGUCUUGCUCACGACAAUGUCGAUGUCCAGACCAACUCUCGUGUGAAAGAAGUUCAAGCAGACCGCAUCAUCUUUACACAAAAGACGCCCGAGGGAAAGACUGUCACCAAAGAGCUUCCCAUGGGCUUCUGUCUCUGGUCCACUGGUGUGGCUCAAACCGAAUUCAGCCAGACUCUGGCCAAGAAGAUCGAAACUCAGACGAACGUCCACGCUCUGGAGACGGACACCCACCUUCGACUUUGCGGUGCUCCGAUGGGAGACAUCUACGCUAUCGGCGAUUGCAGUACCGUCCAGAAUAACGUCUCCGAUCACAUCGUCUCCUUCCUCCGCACCCUCGCGUGGGAAAAGGGCAAGGACCCCGAAACCAUGAAAAUCACAUACCCGCAAUGGCUAGAAGUCGCCAAACGGGUUAGGGCCCGCUUUCCACAAGCCAAUGCACACCUUCGUCGCCUGGGAAGUCUCUUCGCCGAUCAUGAUCGCGACCACUCCGGCUCUCUCGACUUUGGCGAACUCUCCGAACUGCUCAAGCAAAUUGACAGCAAACUCACAUCGCUUCCUGCCACGGCCCAACGUGCGAAUCAGCAAGGCGUCUACCUCGGCCGGAAGCUCAACAAACUCGCUCGUGCGGAGGAAGGAUUGAAAUUGAAUGAGGUUCUCGACGGCGACAUCGAUGAGGCAGCAUACAAGGCAUUCGAGUACCACCACAUGGGCUCCCUGGCGUAUAUCGGCAAUGCGGCGAUCUUCGACUUUGGUGGGUAUAGCUUUGGUGGUGGACUGGUGGCGGUGUACCUGUGGAGGAGCAUUUACUUUGCGCAAAGCGUGAGUUUGAGGACGAGGAUGUUGCUAGCCAUGGACUGGAGUAAAAGGGCAUUGUUUGGACGAGCUAAGGGACAACUCAAUCAAUACAAGCUCAAAAACUUUCCAGGUGCUCAAGAUCUGGCCCGUGGUAAUGUAUCCUCGCAUAGAUCAGCCAAUUGA
This is a messenger RNA of Zymoseptoria tritici IPO323, 2155 nucleotides long. RefSeq lists its product as uncharacterized. Bases 140 to 2155 code for a protein of 671 amino acids. Gene Ontology annotation, molecular function: NADH dehydrogenase activity; calcium ion binding. The transcript has 3 exons. The record is from RefSeq and is a predicted model, not a curated record. NCBI's taxonomy places the organism in Eukaryota, Fungi, Ascomycota, Dothideomycetes, Mycosphaerellales, Mycosphaerellaceae.